Messenger RNA from Penaeus vannamei (Pacific white shrimp), 5299 nucleotides. The record is from RefSeq and is a predicted model, not a curated record. Lineage: Eukaryota; Metazoa; Arthropoda; Malacostraca; Decapoda; Penaeidae.
AUGAAUCUAGAUUACGCCCCUCUCGCUGCCCAGUGGAGGCAUAGACAGAGUCCCCCGGUCCCAGCCGCCCACUCUCACUCUGUGGGAGGACUCCGCGCGCUCAAACAACGGAAGCGCCAGCCGCCGAGCCUGAGCCGCGGCCCUACCGCGCCCUCUACCACCAUAUCCAUCCCGAGGCCCUCCACCACGUCACCCUCGCGCCCCUCCGCCGCGCCCAUCCCGAGGCCACAGGUCACUGCGACACGCCACACCUCACGCCCGACCACGACCCCCAGCUCCACCACUUCUCCCGCCCACUCCGUCCGCCUGGCCUCGCCACCGCCGCCGCCGCCGUCAGCAACUGCCAGUGAAGGGACGACCUCAAACACCAGGCGAGGGCAGAACCAGCGGCGCCGCCAACGACGGCGCGGCGACAGCAACAACAACAGUGCCACAUCGACGACCGACAGAGCCGCAGCAGGGACGACCACCGCCGCCAACGACGCUAGAUCGAGAAAUGCCAAUAGCAAUAACAGUAAUAAUAACAAUAACACUAGCACUGCCAACAACAACAACGUUCGUGACAGCCCCAGAAGGAACGCAUAUGCAGGGUCGUCCUCGGGAGCUGGUCUGGAGGCGGAGCGUCUGCGGGUUCAAGGAGGGACGUGGACCCACAGUCACUCGGGUCUGAUGUCAUCCCUCGCCGUCACGGUCACCACGUUCAACAUCUCGAGGUUCGCCGUGCUGGGAGCUCGCUUCGGAUGGCCGUUCGUGGUGCAGUGGGGCGUGGUCUCCCUGGUGCUGGGGCUUCCUCUCAUGACCUUCCACAUGACAGUCGGGCAGUACUUGGGCGCUGGCGUCGUCGACAUGUGGAGAAUCUCACCUAUAUUCCAGGGUGUCGGCUACAGCUUGGCUCUGGCACAGGCGCUUCUGGGAGUGUACUGCUGCGUGCCCAUAGCCUGGCUCUUCAUCUACUUCCGAGACUCCUUCAUCACACACAACAACAUGUUCCGGUGGGCCGACUAUCGCCUUGUAAACUCCUCUUCAAUGUAUGAGAAUUUAAGUGCAGUUAUCAUCGAGGGAGUUCCAAAAUAUUUCAAUACCCAAGUAUUACAAAGGAGUGAUGGCAAUGCACCCUGGCUGCAGGACCUGGGUUCUCUCAAGUUCGACAUGGCCUUCAAUAUCGCUCUUAUUUGGAUCAUUACUCUAAUUGCUCUGAGUAGAGGUAAUCAGUCAUAUGGGAAGGUGUGUUACAUUAUAUUCCUGUUGCCACUUUUAUGUUAUUUGGUGGUGUGUCUCUAUCUGGCAUCAUGGACCAAAGAUGACCUCUACAUGAAUGUCACAAACUUCAAUGAUCUUUUCACAAAUAGCCGUUCAUGGAUGGCAGCUAGUCGAGAAGUGUUCCUAGUCUGGGGCCUCCAUGGGGCUGUUCUGCAACAAAUGUCAGCUCAUAAUAAGCGUGGCCAUCCAUUAUACCGAGACACUACAAUAGUGUGUCUCAUAACCACACUCACCCUAGUACUGGCAGCUGUCACAGGCUUAUCAUGUGUGUCUGGACUUCAACAACACCACUUAUAUUAUAAACCCUCUUCUUUUGAAAGAACAGAAACAGCUCAGUUCCUUUCUGAUGCCCCCUACCGACAGCCGCUUAUGCACGAGCCUUUCCUUCACUUGCGGAAGACCAGUGGGCCCCCAACUAUGCACCAUGACAACUUCUAUGCAGGGAUAAGAAUACGAGCACACAGAAGUAUGAGUGUGACGAGAAAAGAAGACUACGAAACCAGCGGCUACCAGAGCCUACGUCUUGCGACUGAGUUAUUUCCUGCAUUGCUAGCAGUGAACGGUGCAGAGCAUAUCUCUCCAUUUUGGUCUUCUCUCUUCUUCCUCAGUCUGCUGCUCUUCGGAAUAGCACAGCAGCUGGCUAUGUGGCGGACUGUGGUUGAGGCCGUGAUACGCAUCAACCAAGAGCGUCUGCAAGCAUGGGAGACCUUCAUCACCUUCCUGUGUUGUGUCUUUGGGUUCUCAGCUGCACUUCCCAUGGCAACUGGGGCAGGGAUACAGAUAAUGUAUUUCCUUGAUUAUGUUGUGAGCUGUGGAUGGUGGCUGAUGAUAAUACAACUAGUCCAGAUAUUUGCUCUCUUAUUUGUUCGUGGAAAGCCUUACAGUGGGCAUGACAUAGUCAGUGAGCUGAUGGGAAAAAGUGAUCAGUGUCGUUCGCUGUGGCUAGGUCCUCUUACUUCCUUUGCCUGGAAUAUUAUAGUUCCAGUUGGUCUUCUUGUGCUGUCCAUCUCAUCAUUCAAGUCUGGACAGUUUAGAGAAGUAUUUGCCUGGGGCAGUAAUAGCUACUGGCCAGUAUGGGUCUGUCAGCUUGCAUCAGCUAUGCAACUUUUCCCAAUUCUUCUGGUGCCACUUGUAGGCCUUAUUCAGACUUGCCGAUACUUGGCUGCAACUGAUGACGAUUUGUUUGAGAGAAUUCAGUUGCUGUAUAGACCAUCUCUGAGACAACGGACAAGUGGCAAUAGCUUCAUGUCUGUCACUGAAGAAUCUGAAGUUGAUGGAAUAGAAGGCUCUAGAGAAGGCCAGGGAGACCAAGGAGCCAAUGUGACUCCACGACCCUACAGUGACCCUCCCCCUAAAUAUACCCCCCCACCAUCCUAUUCUACUGCUACUGGUGUCAGAUUUGCAAAACUUCUGAACCAAAGUUUACGCCAGAGCAUGCGCCGCCUCCGUGAUACAUUGCGAAGCAAUGCAGAAACAAAUGUAGCAACAGACACUGAGGCAACAGCUCAGUUGGAGGAAUGCCAGACAACUGAAACACAAGUUAGAACAUCAACACCUUAUAUACCACCACCUGACUAUGUAACGGCGGUUAGUGAGUGUGCUCCAGAUCGAAGCCAGAGUUCUACCUCCACAGAGCCUCCUCCUAGGUACUCUACGCUGGACCCUCUGAGACGGCAACAAGCCCUUGCAGCCUUGGGGAACAGUCUAGCUUCUGGUUCCCAUGACAAGGUAGAUGGGGACACUGACCAAGCCUUACCAACAACAUCAGAGUUGCAACGAGACAACAGCCUGCGCAGAUCAGGGCUACGUCGUAGCAUUGCAUCAGGUGUCCGCAGGAGUGCUAGGCGCUUGGCUGCAACACUAGGGGUUGGAGGUGGUGAGGAUGGUGCUACAUUAGUCAACAGUGAAGUGCCUCUUAGUCAAGAUAGUCAACAAGGUGGAGAAAAUGAGGAAUCGCAUCCUUAUGCUUUUACCAAUUUUGAACUUGUUUCUCAGUCAGAUGCAUAAAUUAGUUGUAAGGUUACUUAAAUGUUCCCAAAAUGAAAAUAGGCAUUAAUAUUUAUAAUGAAAAAUCUGAAUGUUAUCUGUUGUUUUGAUAGUUUUAGAUUUUAUUGUAGGCUAAGUUGCCCAAGUUUAUUACUAGAAAUUACAAGAAACUAUACAGUGCAAUAGAAAAAUGUGCUUCUUUUUGAUAUUAUUGGAGAGUUUCAUAUAAAUCACCCAAAGGUGAUCUGUUUUAGUACAUUGCAGUCAUAAUGUACCAAAAACUGCUACAGCCUUGGGAUGAACAAUAUCUAAAAAGAUAGAAGUUUUCCACAUUCUAGAGACAAAAAAAAAAUUGCUUUUACAUGUGGUGCUCUUCAUCUUGAAUUGAUAUUUUGCCUAAAUUAAUAUAUAAACAAAACAUCUGUGAUAUUUAAGAACUUUUUCUCAGACAUGCUGUAUCACCGAAGAUAUAGCUGUCAGUGAUAAAUACGUGGACCAUACACUGGAUUGGCCUAUACGCUUAAUUCCUUAAAGUACUUUGAUGAACUAGGAGCAGCUCUUAUUCUUUCCAGGUGCAUUAAGAGUCAGUACUUUGUCUUUGAGGUUUACAAAAUUCUAAAGUAUCAGUAAAAAAAUAAAUAAAAAAUUAAAUACAUGUAUCAUGGGUCUUUCACAAAACAGACUCUGCAUGUAGUUAUUUUCUGACCAUUGCUUUUAUUGAUUUUUUUUUUUUUCACUGCAAAAGCCUCAUUUGCUAAGUAUUGACAAGUUUAGUUAAUCCAAGGAAAAAUUGCUAAUGAGAAGUAAGGGGAGUGCAAAUGCUACUACUGCAGUAUGUCCUGGCUUCAUAAAUUUGUGCCAAACUCCAAAUAGUGAAGCAGAAAUUUGAGUACUCCAUAAAGGAAAGGUUUACUUGGCUAAGAAAAUCUUGUUUAUAGAUGGCCUCUUUAAAAGUAUCACCUAGUAAUAUUUUGCUGCUGUUGUGAUGGGAAAAUAAUAAAUUGGCAAAUUUUUUGUUUUAAAUAUGAACUACAGCUUUGAAUGGUGUGCUCUGAAUAAGGGCAAUUUCUGACGUUUGGACAAUGCCUACUAAGAAAAUUGUACAGCUUGAAUUUUCCAAUGUUUUCAAUGUAAACAGGUCACACAUUUCUCACAUAGAAUGACCAUAUUGUUGUUUGUUGUACUGGAUUGUUAAAUAAGUAUGAAAUUUAGUGCUGAUAUUAUAUCUGCGGUGAUAAAAAACUGAUUUUGCCAGAUUAUACGACAUACCUUUGGCAUCAAUUGGUUACAGCUUAGUACAGGGUGUGUAAUGUCAUGAUAUCCACUCAUCAUGGUUAAUCAUAUCUCAGUGAUGGAAGUUAGUACUAUGUUUAUUUUGUCUUUUCAUAAAAUUUCCUAUGCAGAUUAACUAAAAUCCAUUAUAUAUCACCAAAGAUAGAAGAGAAAGUCAGUACAGUUCCUUACCUUUCAAUGUGAGGCAUGUAAGCAUUUAUAUAAAAAGCUUCCAGUUUACCAGUCUUCCAGGAUGACUGACACAAUAUAUCAGUGCAAAAGUGGAAGAUCUGUUUUUCUCUAUCACACACAGAAGUUUAUACCUUGUAUGUUUCAAUGUUUUAAUCUAUUUUUUUUCUUUUUUGACUAUGUAAAUAUGUGUAUAAAAAAACAAAAAAGAAAAAAAUUGUAUAUUGUGAUCAUAAGCUUCAUAAGCUUUUUCUGAUACUCUCUCAUUCAAGGAGCUGCCAGCCAUGCGAGUGGUAGGUAGUGUUAUGGAUAUAGCUUUGUGGCUCAACCAUAUAUAUAUCCACCACUGUCACAAUACCUUUCUCCUCAUAGGUUAAUUCCAAUCUAUGGCAUCUUGUACUUCAGAUCUACAAAAAAAUAAAGAAAUAGUUAAACAAAUAAAAAUUCCCCGGGAAUUGUAGCAGGGGGAACACCAAAGUUGUAAGAUUGUGCUUUCGUGUUAGGGCAUCUCUUCUAGGACCUCGUAUGUCGGUGUUCUGCUCCGUCCAAUAAUCACAUGUACUUAUUUAUUAAUAAAAGUAUGGUGAAGAAA